AAACCACGACGCCAUAGAGGAAAAGAUUCCACUGGUCACAGCUAGCCCCCCCUCAGCCACAGACACUAUGCCAGCUUCUUUUCUCCUCCCGUUCCAGAGAAGUGGAGAAUCCAGUGCCUUCUUUCGUUUUGGCAUCAUGCCCUCACUGAGUGAAACUCCCUCCACAAGGAACAGGAAACAUACACAACAGAAGCGAUCUCAGAGUUUACCUGAUAUCAUGUCACAGAAAAGCUUUGACAGGUUCACGCCUGAGAUCUCUGAUGAUGGAAACAGUGAAAUCUACAGGUUCCAGUGCACCAGCCCAGGCCUGUACCAGUGCAGUGUGACAGGCCUGGUGUUUAACAUGGAGGGAGAAGGGGAUGUGACUUACAGGAUCGUCCACUGGGACCGGAGGCUGCUCGCCCAGCAUCACAAGAAGCCUGCAGGACCGCUGUUUGACAUCAAAUGCCGGCAGCAGUCUGUCUGCCAGCUUCAUCUCCCACAUUGUGAGAUCAGAUCUACAGGUGCAUGUCAGUUCUUGUCAGUGGCUCAUGUGACCGACGAGGGCACCGAGUUCAUCUUUCCACAUGAGAUAACAGAAACUCAUGUUGUUAUCAACAUCACUGGAUUUUCCCGUUUUGGUGUUGCCAGGGAUAAAAACUCACCACCUUACCCGAUUAAGGCAGCUGUGUUUCUGUUCUACACUCCUCCAGUUGAUUCUAUAUCCCUCCUUAAUGUGUUGUUACUGCCAGGAAACGUUGUGCUCAGGAACGUGCAGAACCAACGGGAGAAAAGAAAUGCAUGUGAGAGAUACAUAGAGGUGCCCCCACAGUGUCGGCUCUACCCAAAGCAGAAGUACGUGCUGUCAGCCUCUCACAAAGAUACAUCAAUUCGAAUACAACCAAAGAAGGCAGAAUUCGACUGUGAAAACUACCAUAAUUUCUUGACCACAUUCCAAGUCAUUCUGAAAGACAAGAUGGAAAGUAUUAAGCUGCUUCUGAGAGAUCGUGACAGUUCCCACUGUGUAUGGAGAAAUCGAGUUUAUCUUUCAUCAGCUGCUGUCAGGAGACCCCAGGUUCAGGGAGGUCAGCAUCUCACCUCUGUUGAGAUUUUGCGCUCUGUAUGGGAGCCCUUCAUCAACAGGGUAUCAGGACCUAUGCUCAAAAGUCUGUUGGACAGGCUUCAUCACAACGGGGUGAUAAGUAAGUCCGAGAGGGAGGCAGCAGAUGUGAAGCAAAACAAAACAGAAAUGGCCAGUUUUGGUAUCAGCAUGGUGAUGGACAAAGGGGAGCGUGCUAGUUUAGAGAUGAUCACAUUUCUCUGUGAGGAAGACAAGUACCUCUCUGAAACCCUUGGGUUGAUGUGAAAACACAACUAACCAAAGGAAGAACUGCGUUACUCAUUGGCAUCAGAAACAAUCUGUCACCAUUUAAACUCAAUGGCCGCCCAAAACUUCUCUUGUGC
Myripristis murdjan (pinecone soldierfish) is the source of this 1443-nucleotide messenger RNA. Its product is annotated as NACHT, LRR and PYD domains-containing protein 1b allele 3-like. The transcript has a single exon. The record is from RefSeq and is a predicted model, not a curated record. NCBI's taxonomy places the organism in Eukaryota, Metazoa, Chordata, Actinopteri, Holocentriformes, Holocentridae. Bases 68 to 1345 code for a protein of 425 amino acids. Gene Ontology annotation, biological process: regulation of apoptotic process.